AUGGGUGUUCAAGGAUCGAAACAAGUGCAAAGAAAAUUUCCACAAGCUGCUUCAGAGGUUAAAUCGAGUGCGGUAGAAACACAUGCUAAAAUUCAAAACAAAAAUAAUUUAAAUGAUGCAACAUCUUCUCAUAAAAUUCUAGCAAGUGUAACCCUAAUUGAAGAAGAUGGUAAAGAUCCUCAGUUAUUAAAUAAUUUACAUGAAAUUGGUCAAAUAACUUUAUCAAAAGUUCCAUUACCAUUUAAACAAUCUGAUGAAAUGUUAAAAAUUCUUAAACAUAGACAAAAAGAACUUAAAGAGAAUGAAAUUAUGUUGCAACAAAAUAGAAUUUCUGUGGAUCAAUUGCGAGAAAUGUUGGAAAAAAGAAAUUUUGCUCCUGAUGAAUGGACACCAGAAAAAUUAGCUUCUCAAUAUAAUUUGGAUUUCACUAAACACUUAAAAAUUGCUG
Scutellospora calospora is the source of this 448-nucleotide messenger RNA. The record is from the annotation of a GenBank genome assembly. NCBI's taxonomy places the organism in Eukaryota, Fungi, Glomeromycota, Glomeromycetes, Diversisporales, Gigasporaceae.